GGUUAAAUCUGCUGGAAACAUGCGCUGAUAGUGGAAGCACCGGGGGAGUCCCAGUCUGAGAGAGUGCGCCAGGCUGUCCACAUGCACGGAGAGAGGCUGCACACGAGGAGGACCGGCGCUCAGGGGAAAUACUUUGAGUGAAAAACAAGUGGAUUAUACACAGACUAUAUAUUUUUUUUAACCAUUUUUCACCAGUCUACUUGUUGGAGCAGCCAAUUCACCUGCCAACAUGUCUCGAGGUCCAGAUGAUGUAAGCAAGCUCACAGAAAGUACAUACAAGAAUGUUAUGGAACAGUUUAACCCAGGUCUUAGAAACCUGGUGAACCUUGGCAAGAGCUACGAGAAGUCUGUCACAGCAAUGACCAUCGCUGGAAAGACCUAUUUUGAUGCUGUUUCAAAGAUCGGAGAGAAUGCCCACAAGUCUCCAGCCUCCAGAGAGCUCGGUGUAGUUUUGAUGGAGAUCGCUGAAGCUCAUCAAAAAAUCUACAAUGAAAUGGAGGAAAAUUUGAAGAGGUUUCACCGAGACAUUAUCAUUGAGCUGGAGAAGAAGACGGAGAUGGAUGUCAAGUACAUGAAUGCCACGUUUAAGCGCUAUCAGUCGGAACACAAGCUGAAGCAGGACUCCUUAGAGCGCACACAGACUGACCUGAAGAAGCUGAGGAGGAAAAGCCAAGGAAAGCACUCGCACAAAUAUGAAAUUAAAGAAAACGAGUAUUUGGAGACCAUCUCGUCACGCCAGAUGGACAUGCAGAAGUUUAUUGCUGAUGGCUGUAGAGAGGCCCUGCUGGAGGAGAAGAGAAGAUUCUGUUUCCUGGCUGACAAACACUGCAUGUUCUCCUAUCAGAUGAGCAACUUCCAUGACAAGGCCAAAGAGAUUUUGUUGGACCGUUUCCCCAGCUGGCAGGAGAAGUGCUCAGACAUCAGCGAGGUCCCUGAAACAGUAUCAACCAUGAUCGAGCAUUUGGCCACUACACCAGUAGCAACACCCGUAAUGCAACGCAACAGCAUAAACAAUAUGGAUAUCCCUCCUCCCGCGCCGCAGUUAAAAGCUCAGAUCAGUCCACUUGCUAACAUGUUCAACCAGGAACCAAUAUUUUCCCUGCCAUCUUCGCCAGACCAUAACUCAGCAGACCAGAGCAGCCUCGGGGAAUGUAACCUGUCCAGAUCUACGUCCCAGUCAUCAGGUAUCAACGUGUCCCAGAAGCCGCGCGUGAGGACCAUUUUUCCACAUACAGCCGGCAAUAACGAAACACUGCUCAGCUUUGAUGAUGGAGACAUCAUCAUUCUGCUCAUCCCAGAAGAGAAGGAUGGCUGGCGGUAUGGGGAGCUGGAGAAGACUGGACAGCGGGGCUGGUUUCCUUCUUCGUACUGCAGACCGUACACUGAGUCACUCAUAUCUAACAGUAAUCAGAGCACACCUGUACAUAGAGGGAGUGUGGUCAGCCUGCCUGAACAAAAUGACCCCAUGCUACUACCCCCACCGGACUACAGUGACGAGCUGCCCUCCACGCCAAUGAUCACCUCAGCGCAGUCUGCACAGAAUCUGGUAACUCUUGUCAAUGGGACAGCCAAAGCACCUUUUCUUGGGGGGGGCAAUCCGUUUGCAACAGUGAAGCUGAGACCAACGGUCACGAAUGAUCGGUCUGCACCCAAGAUUCACUAGAGGAGGACUGCAGCCUCCAAACACACAGGAGACCUUGCCAUCAUCAUCAUCAUCAUCAUGAUCAUCAUCUCAGCAGACCUCACGCUCUUCUGCUCCUCUUCAGCUCUGUCAGCUCUGGACUAAAUGGGUUUCAACCGUGUGUUUGUGUGCCAACAUGUGGUGUUGGCAUACUAUUAGAAAUGCACCAUAUAUCUUCUUUACUAAGACUAUUUAUCACCAAGUGUCCAAAGUCCCUACCCACCACCAGCUCAGUCUGUUCAGAAGUGAAAACAUAAAAAGAUGAUUGUAUUGUAUUUUAAGUGUUAAAAUUAAACACUGCACAUAUGUGGAAUAUUCCUGAUGCACAUUAUAAACCAUUUGGCGACAAAUGUUUAAAUGGUUCUGAAUGACAUUGUAUGGUUUAUUUUACUGUUUUGACAGUCUUAACCUAUUUUGUAUGAUGUAUUUUGAAGGGUUUUGAAAGAUGCUCAGGUUGAAGUCUAGUUUUUUUGUUUGAGACAUGUGGCUGUGUCGAGAAAAAAACAUUGUACUGAUGAUGAAAACAAUUAGCUGUAGCACCCAGUCUGUCUUCCUGACCUGACUAUUUUUAUUAAACAUAUCGUGUUUCUUUUACAAAGACAUUGUUAGAAUGAAGGAGAGAGGUUUGGGCCACAGGUUCUCAUGUUAAUGAAGAUAAAGAAACAUGUCUAUGAUUUUAUUUAUAAAAGCUGCUGUGCUCGCUUUGACCAAAUUCUCACUGAUUUUGGUUUUAAAUUUAGCGUAUGUUUUAAUGGGCAAAAGGCCAUUUGAUGAGGGGAAUAAUUACACUCCUGUUUUCAUUGUGUAGUCAUUCUGAUUGUUUGUACAGAGAAAAAUGAAAAUGUACCCAGAACUGUUGUAUGUGUAUACUGAGUUUAAAAGUAUUUUAUGAGAGAAAGACUUUGUGCAAAUUUUAUGCCAAAAAAAGAAGAGUAAGGACUCACUCACAGUCAUAUUAUAAUAAAUUUAAUAUAACAGUUUCCAUAUGCUAUAUCAGUCUUUGCACACUUUGCUACUGUGUUCACCAUUGUACAUUUCUCAAUAAAAUCUAAAUUUAUGAACAAACCUGUACUUUAUUGUUGUUAGCCUGUAAGCUGUUUAACAGUGCACUGUGUAACCUUUCUGGUGGCAGUUCCCCCACCUGCCUUGUUA
Molecule: messenger RNA, 2833 nt
Organism: Periophthalmus magnuspinnatus
Lineage: Eukaryota; Metazoa; Chordata; Actinopteri; Gobiiformes; Gobiidae
Gene: baiap2l1a
Product: BAR/IMD domain containing adaptor protein 2 like 1a
Exons: 14
Coding region: 230-1663 (477 amino acids)
Biological process (GO): plasma membrane organization; actin crosslink formation; actin filament bundle assembly
Cellular component (GO): cytosol; nucleoplasm
Molecular function (GO): protein binding
Source: RefSeq, a predicted model, not a curated record